UAGAGUGAUCUGAAUUACGUGCAUACAUUUUUAUACCGCUGAAGAUGUGCAAUGCUUUUACUGGACAUUUUUAUAUAAUUAUUUUUUCUUCCCGAUUGCUAACAUUGGCAUAUGUGAAUGAUAAAACAAAAAACGCCGGCUUUUGGUAUGGCUAUUGCCGGAAGUAGACAGCACAGUGGCGCAGGCAGACGAAUAGACAACCUACAUUUUCCUGUUGAGGGUCCUUUUUUAGCGUCGGUUGCGUAGAAACUGCUGUUGUAAAUUUUUGAAGCACUUUCUCAAUAACGAAGUAUCGCUCAGGCUACAUCGAUAAUUAACCGAGUCGUGGUUAAUAGGAGUCCAGUCAAACGGCGCUGCUUUGUAUUUUUGUUCAACUGAACAACUUCUAACUGAUAAUCUUGUAUAAAGAGUCGCGACGGUGGAGCAAUUUGGCGAAUGAUGAAUGGAAGGGAUUUGGUUAUCUCUGAUGAUUAAUUAAAACGGAGCAAAAAGAAAAGCCUAACCGGAGAAGUCGAAGGCGGUAGUGGAUGAAGGGGCUGUGUGCCCGUAUUUAGUUUACCGUAGAUGUUCGCUGCUUGCUCCUAAGGUCGGGAUCGCGUUUUUACCUCCGCAAAGCCAAAAGAUGGCCGAGAAUGCUGCUGGUUUUUCCGAUCUGAAUCAAGAUAAGUAUGACAAAGAUGAGCUUAAAAUCAUCUGUUUGGGCGACAGCGCUGUUGGAAAAUCAAAGUUGAUGGAGAGAUUCCUCAUGCAAGUGUAUCAUUCCAAAGACCUGUCUACCUACGCACUCACACUUUACAAAUAUCCAACAACUGUGGAUGGAAAAACUAUCUUAGUAGAUUUUUGGGAUACUGCUGGACAGGAGAAAUUUCAGAGUAUGCAUCCUUCUUACUACCACAAAGCUCAUGCCUGCAUUAUGGUUUUUGACAUUCAGAGAAAAAUAACCUAUAAAAAUCUUGGCAACUGGUACAAGGAAUUAAGGGAGUAUCGCCCAGAAAUCCCAUGCAUAUUAGUUGCAAAUAAAAUCGAUGCUGACAUGAAGGUAACCCAGAAAAACUUCAGUUUUGCUAAAAAGCACGGACUUCCCUUCUAUUUUGUUUCUGCUGCAGAUGGCACAAAUGUAGUUAAGCUGUUCAGAGAUGCAAUCAAACUGGCAUUAUCUUAUAAGCUAAAUUCCUGUGAUUUCAUGGAUGAAGUCAUGCGCGAAUUAGAGAACUUUGACAUGGACAAGAAAGAUGACUACUCAGAUAAAGAAGAUGACAGUUUAAAGGAAGACAACAUCAAAAAGACAUGACCUACCCUGGUCUUCAUAAAAUGAUUUGGGUUUUAAGCGGAAUAGUAUCUUAUUUUAUUUUCCUGACCGUCUUUGAAAGGAGAAUCUGUUUGACUGCUGAAAACACACCAGUGAGAAAUAUACAUUACCUAAAAUAUCUGACCAUGAUAAACUCUAUUCAAAUUCAGAUUUGUCCCACCAGAAAAAAAACAUUGUACUGUGCAGACUCCUAUUGUUCCACUUUAUGAAUUUGAGUCCUGUCAAUUGAUUUUGUUGCUUUAUUUAAAACUGUGAAUAUUACUGCCACAGCCAAAAGGU
Messenger RNA from Polypterus senegalus (gray bichir), 1588 nucleotides. It is a transcript of the gene rabl2, whose product is annotated as RAB, member of RAS oncogene family-like 2. Lineage: Eukaryota; Metazoa; Chordata; Cladistia; Polypteriformes; Polypteridae. Gene Ontology annotation, cellular component: endosome; Golgi apparatus. The coding region runs from base 623 to 1291 and encodes 222 amino acids. The transcript is spliced from 8 exons. Gene Ontology annotation, molecular function: GTPase activity; GTP binding. The record is from RefSeq and is a predicted model, not a curated record.